Messenger RNA from Fusarium mangiferae, 573 nucleotides. RefSeq lists its product as uncharacterized. The record is from RefSeq and is a predicted model, not a curated record. The transcript is spliced from 2 exons. Gene Ontology annotation, biological process: RNA processing. Bases 1 to 573 code for a protein of 190 amino acids. NCBI's taxonomy places the organism in Eukaryota, Fungi, Ascomycota, Sordariomycetes, Hypocreales, Nectriaceae. Gene Ontology annotation, molecular function: ribonuclease III activity.
AUGGCAUCCUGUCCCAGGUUCAGUCAAAAGGUCGCGGAGUGCGAGUCUAUUAUCGCAUAUGAGUUCGAUUCCAAAUCGCUCUGUGCACAAGCACUGAACGCAGCCGCCGACUCCAUGGCUGUCUGUUACAUGGAUGGCUCUAUCAAAAAAAUGCCCAAGAAUGAUCGGCUCGCGGUUUACGGCGACGCUGCAGCUGCAGCCUACUUGUGCAGCCUGUGGGUCAAGGGAGGACUCCCGAAACAUUGCUGGACCACGCUGCGCCGCGACCUCAUCAGCAAUGAUAACUUGAAUAGAGUUGGAAGGGAGCGCGGUCUUCACAAGUGCACUAACAUGAACGGAGGAACUACUAGGGUCAGUUCCGGGAUGGUCGCGACGGCUGUCGAAGCUAUUCUCGGGGCUGUCGAAAUGGACGGCGGUCGCGAUGCUCUCGCCCGAGUUAUGAAGCAUCUUGGUCUCACGGAGCAUGCUCUCCUCGGAUCGGUAAAGUUUCUCUCUUUUGACAAGCUAACUCACUUGAUCUGUAUAGGUGCCUUCGCAGCCGCCAUUGAAUUCCCCCGUGACAUCGACCUGUGA